Messenger RNA from Clonostachys solani, 777 nucleotides. The record is from the annotation of a GenBank genome assembly. Lineage: Eukaryota; Fungi; Ascomycota; Sordariomycetes; Hypocreales; Bionectriaceae.
AUGCAACCAGUCGUGUUUGGCGCGAGCCUCCUGGGGCUUUGUAGCUUGGUUCUAUCGAGGGACAUAUUCAAUAAACCUCCAUCUGGUGGCAUUUCGGGCGAUUACCGCGAUAAUCCCACCUACCAGGAGGGUCAGCCAGUUGAAUUCUUGUGGGAGUCGGAUCUUACAUAUGUCGACAUUGGGAUCUUUCAGAAAUACCCCGUUCCGUCAGAUAAUACUGCCUACUACAGCGCCUAUGUGGUCCGAAACACUUCCAGUACGAGCUACCGGUGGACUGUCGCUCAGACUUUGAGAGGUGCGUCGCCUCCUGAGGGCGAGAACUCCGUUUUCUGGCUCGUAAUGUAUAACGCCUCGGAGCGAAACCAAAUGAUUACGGAUUCUCACUAUUUCAAUGUGUCUCGAGUUCCAACAGCAAUAACAACGACAUCUGGGUCAAGUUCGUCGACAAGUGCUGCUCCCACGGCUGCAACCACUACUGCAGAUUCGCAAGUAUCCGGUUCUGGGCUUUCGGCUGGAGCCAUCGCCGGGAUAGCGGUCGGAGCAACACUUGCUGGAGUCCUUCUGACUGCUGCAAUUGCUUUCUUUUUCUGGAGGCACCUACAAACGACCAACAGGAGCACCAACGCUCAUCCGUCUGCGUCUGGUGCAGGUGACAAGCCCAUCAUAGACGGCCAACAUCAACGGAUGUCGGUGCCACCGAACUAUAACCAGGUUAAUCAGCAUCCUCACAUGACGGGCAAUGAGUUAACCGAAGACCAUGUGCACGAGGCCCCUUAA